CGAGAUUCAACCACCGUUCAGUUCAGACGCUAAGAAGAGACCGUCGUAUCGCUCCGCUCCCCACCGCUGACAUUUGUUUCACGGGAACGGAUCUUCAACAGCGAAGAUGUUGAGCAGCUCCUCUCCCCCUCAGCCGCUUCAAACAGGAGGCAGCAGCUUUUAUGCAGGAUUCACCCGAUUGUGCAAAGGCCUUGCUGUGGUUCUAGUUGGAGGAUAUGUUCUGCUUCAAGUCUUUCCUUCAAUUCUCCCUUAUGUAGUCCUUAUUCCCUCAAGGACAAUUCCGUUUGCAUGGAACCUUAUCACCGCUGGUUAUGUUGAGCAAUCAAUUUUAGGGGUGGCAAUCAGCACAGUUGGUCUUCUUUUAUUUGGGAGGUGGCUGGAGCCAUUGUGGGGUUCUAAGGAGUUCUUAAAGUUCAUCAUAGUGGUGAAUUUAUUAACUUCGAUUUGCGUCUUUGUAACUGCUAUUGCUCUGUACUAUAUUACAAGACAGGAAAGCUAUCUAUAUACAGCAUUUUCUGGCUUCCAUGGGGUCCUUUCAGGAUUUCUUGUAGGCUUGAAGCAAAUUCUACCAGAUCAGGAGCUCAGUCUUUUUAUUUUAAAGAUCAAAGCAAAGUGGAUGCCAACUCUCGUUGCAUUGAUCUCAGUUGCCACAAGCUUCUUCACAAUGGAUUCUGUGUCUUACCUUCCAACUUUAUUAUUUGGCAUAUAUAUGAGUUGGAUAUACUUGCGUUACUUUCAAAGGCGACCAGCAACAAGUCUCAAGGGAGAUCCAAGUGAUGAUUUCUCAUUUUCAAGCUUCUUCCCUGAAUUCUUGUGGCCAGUAUUGGACCCCAUUGCUUCAUUAUUUCAUUGGGUUUUUUGUGGAAGAAUAUCUGAUAGCUCUGCUGAUACAAGAGGUGACACAUUAGAUGGAUCUCCGAUGCCCGGUUCUGAUUCAAUUGACGCGAUCAGAAGAAGAGAACGGGGAGCAAGGGCACUGGAACAAAGACUAGCAGCUGAGAAACUAUCCACGACGGGGAAAUUAGAAGGGACAUCACAUGAAGGUGCUGCAGAAAAUGUUUGAGUUCUCUCUAAGAGUUCUUUAAAGUACAAAUCUGCUGUUACAUGUCUCUGAAGUAAGAGGAUAAAUCCUUUCAACAACUUUUCCGGCAGCUACUGAUGCAGUGGAAACCGAGUUAAAACACUUGGGACCUUACCGAAUCACGGUUUAUUUCAUAUCAUGAUGUGUGAAUACACGCAAGUGUACCAUUUGGGGAGAGUAAUCUUGGAUGAGUGAGCUACUUGUUCUUCUCAUCUUUCAAGAGGAAAGGUUGAUUGCCAUGAGAAAGCUUGGGUUACCACUAUGGUUUUUAUACCCUUCUUCGAGAUGGGCAAUUUUAUCAGUCUUUAUUCAUGAUAGCCACUAAUGUUAUCAUGUUGCCUCAGAUCAUUAAAGAUGCUUGCUGAGUCGAUCCUGAUAAGACAUUAGGCUCAAAUGCCCUCCUUGGUUGAACUCGCUCAUGCAUGUGGAAAUAUAUUUCACUGUAGUUCAAUUAUUAUA
This is a messenger RNA of Musa acuminata AAA Group (dessert banana), 1540 nucleotides long. RefSeq names its product rhomboid-like protein 19. Lineage: Eukaryota; Viridiplantae; Streptophyta; Magnoliopsida; Zingiberales; Musaceae. The coding region runs from base 107 to 1063 and encodes 318 amino acids. The transcript has 8 exons. Gene Ontology annotation, biological process: retrograde vesicle-mediated transport, Golgi to endoplasmic reticulum. The record is from RefSeq and is a predicted model, not a curated record. Gene Ontology annotation, cellular component: membrane; Golgi apparatus.